GGUUGCCAGCCGUUGUCAUGUAAAACGGCUCGUUUCAGGUCUGUCCACAUAGCGCAUUCACAGCUUUACAGUACAAUGGUACCAUGAAGAAUGCUACUGUUCGCUCGGUUUCACCUGAACUCUCCAGGUGAUGUCACAGAGCGAGACCCGAGUAACAGGAUCGGGGACAUUUCUCCCCUACUUAAACCUACCUGACACAUGGAGCGCGCGGUGGUGGAUACAUUUUUAAGAGGGAUCCCUUCAUUCCCAUCAGCGGAUAAAAUGGCAAACAUAUUUUCUUAUGAGAGCUCUGAAGUGGACUGGUGUGAAGAUAACUAUAAACACUCAGAGAUUGUUGUGGAAUAUUUUAACACGAUGAGCAGUUUCAUCUUCUUUGUGAUCUCCCCUAUUAUGCUUUACCUGUUACAUCCAUAUGCCAGGGAAAGGAACCUGGCCGUGCACCUGGUCUGGAUCAUGAUGGUCUUUGUAGGUAUCUUCUCCAUGUAUUUUCACAUGACUCUGAGUUUCAUGGGACAGAUGCUUGAUGAGCUGUCAAUCCUCUGGGUUUUGGCUAUCGGCUACUCUCUGUGGUUCCCACGCAGACACUUCCCAUCUUUUGUUAAGGACAGGAGAUCCUUCUCUCAAAUGGUUCUGGUUAUGACGGUUGUAACCACUAUAUUCUCCUUUUUCAAACCUACAGCCAAUGCCUACGCUCUCAACUUCUUUGCACUACAUAUCAUCUACUCCCUGUUGGUGGAAUUAAAAGAUUGCCCAAAUCAGAGAGUUUUGCGACUGACCUGGGCAUCUAUUGGUCUGUGGGUGCUGGCCAUCUCCUGCUGGAUCAGCGAUCGCUUUGGCUGUAGUUUUUGGCAGAAACUGAACUUCUGUUAUCUGCAUGGGAUCUGGCACAUUUUGAUUGUGUUAGCCACUGCUUAUGCUAGCACUUUGAUCGCCUACCUGGAUGCUACCCUGGAGAUCCCCUAUUCACUACCUGACGUGCAGUACUGGCCACGGGAUAGCUGGGCAAUUGGGCUGCCUUACAUUGUCCUUAAAGGCACCACAAAGCUGAGGAAAAGGUGUUAGCAGACAGAACAAAAAGCAAAUGAAUUGUCAUAUUUAUAAAGCUACUUGGUGUAAUGCUGAUCUAGGUUCGGCUUGUUUUAUUCUAAACAAUAUAUUAUAUACUGUAGGCAGGAUAGAGAUAAUCCUGGAUUAGAGAGACACCUUGCUCUUUGAACGCUAAAGUGAAACAAAGUAAUAGUUAUAUGAGACAAAUUUUACAUCUUGUGGUGAUGUUGCCAUUUCUGGCACUUCAUCCUGUGUGUGUGUGUGUGUGCGUGCGUGCGUGCGUGCGUGCGUGCGUGCGUGCGUGCGUGUGUGUGUGUGUGUGUGCGUGUGCGCGCGUGUGUGUGUGCUCUGUAAAGUUGAGGGUGACUGUCUGUGUACUGAUUGUAUUAUAAUUUUUACAAACAACUUACCAUCUGUUGUGUAAAAAUUAGUAUUUGCACUGUUGUGACAAGAUUAAAUGUAUUUACGACAUUUAAUUCUUGAAUUUUAAUCAAGGGCUUUAACGCUUUUAAAAGACUAUUAUGUUUAUUAACUAAAGUGUGACAAUUACUUGAUUUAUGGGAAAAACUUGAAUGGUAAUUGUUAAGAAAUGCUUUGGUGUGAACUUCACACUGAUAAGGUGCUAAUGUAAAAUAUGUUCGAUUAAUAGUCUAUUUAUGGAGAAGUCACUAUAUUUGUCUGAUAUUAGACGUCACUUCCAUAAUAUUCUGUAAAAUGGUGAAACUGUUUGUUUACAAACAUAAUAAUUUGGGAAUGUAUUGAUGUUGGAAUUGUUUUUAAACGUAUUUUGUAAAGAGAACUUUAUACUUUCGAUAACCUCCAUAUCCUUGUAUGAAAUUGUGUAUAAUGAUGUACUGACAUGACAUCACUGUUAAAAAAGACUUAUGUGGCAUUAAAUAAUACUA
This is a messenger RNA of Triplophysa rosa, 1952 nucleotides long. RefSeq names its product alkaline ceramidase 1 (gene acer1). Gene Ontology annotation, molecular function: hydrolase activity, acting on carbon-nitrogen (but not peptide) bonds, in linear amides. The transcript has 7 exons. Gene Ontology annotation, biological process: ceramide metabolic process. Lineage: Eukaryota; Metazoa; Chordata; Actinopteri; Cypriniformes; Nemacheilidae. Gene Ontology annotation, cellular component: membrane. The record is from RefSeq and is a predicted model, not a curated record. The coding region runs from base 199 to 1062 and encodes 287 amino acids.